UACUGCGGUCGCCUCUACGAGAGAAACGAUGCGUGCUAUCAUGCUGUUCCUUGUUUUCGGGCUCUUCGCCGACGUAUAUGGUGCCGGUUUGGAUGACCUCGUUAAUGCACUGAACACUACACGAGCCAUCUGGUUGUAUAAUCGGAGUUACGACGUCACUGUAAAAGGUGGGAAUCAAAUAUGUGUGCGCUGGCAGCUCGAAAAUCUUACAAGAUCAAGCUACGACUUUCAAAACUCCUUCAAAGUUAACAAGACAUAUUAUGAAGAAAACAGAACACAUGCAACACUAUUUGAGAAGGGCGAAGAUACAAUGAUGAACGUAAGCUAUCAAUCGGGCAAACCGACGACCUAUACGUUGAAGCUAUGGAACAGCACGGAAAAAUGUUUUCUUCUCACUAUUCAUGAAGAAACAGGAACAGGUACAUGUGACUGCGAGCUGCACUUAUGGCAGGAAAAACUGAGAGAAGUACCAACAUCCUGUAACACAAUGUACCAGAAUAUUUGCAAAGCACAAGAACACGAGGUUUUUUCAGAGCAUGAAUGCAUGUAG
Messenger RNA from Dermacentor silvarum, 550 nucleotides. RefSeq lists its product as uncharacterized. Lineage: Eukaryota; Metazoa; Arthropoda; Arachnida; Ixodida; Ixodidae. Gene Ontology annotation, molecular function: amine binding. Bases 29 to 550 code for a protein of 173 amino acids. The transcript is spliced from 5 exons. The record is from RefSeq and is a predicted model, not a curated record. Gene Ontology annotation, biological process: symbiont-mediated perturbation of host defenses.